AUGGCUGUCCCUACCAGGCCACUAGGACUCAAUUGCGUCAGUUUUGGGCAAUUCUCAGUGCGAAUUGGCCUAAUACGACCCAUUGCCCACACAAUUCCCACACGAGGACUACACAACCAACCUCGACCCAAUCGAGCUGCCCCAAACCUAAACCUUCAGCGCGAAAUAAGACCAUCAUCUCUAGUAGAAAAGGGUGAACCUUCAAACGCCGUAGAGUUUGUCUUAACAACAUUCGACUCCCUCGUCAAUUGGGCCCGUCAAGGCUCGCUCUGGCCCCUUACGUUUGGCCUUGCCUGCUGCGGUGUCGAAAUGAUGCAUGUUUCCAUGCCGCGCUACGAUCAAGAUAGACUGGGCAUCAUUUUCCGCGCCUCUCCCCGCCAAGCCGACGUCAUGAUUGUUGCGGGAACAGUCACAAACAAGAUGGCUCCGGCGGUGCGACAGUGCUACGACCAAAUGCCUGAUCCGAAAUGGGUUAUCAGCAUGGGUAGCUGUGCCAACGGAGGAGGAUACUAUCACUACAGUUACUCUGUUCUUCGUGGAGUGGACCGGAUUAUUCCUGUCGAUGUGUAUGUACCGGGAUGUCCACCGACCUCAGAAGCGUUAAUGUAUGCUAUUUUCCAGCUGCAGGCAAAGAUGCGCCGUACCAAGAUUACGAGGAUGUGGUAUCGGAGAUAA
Molecule: messenger RNA, 675 nt
Organism: Pochonia chlamydosporia 170
Lineage: Eukaryota; Fungi; Ascomycota; Sordariomycetes; Hypocreales; Clavicipitaceae
Product: NADH-quinone oxidoreductase
Exons: 3
Coding region: 1-675 (224 amino acids)
Biological process (GO): electron transport coupled proton transport; mitochondrial respiratory chain complex I assembly; aerobic respiration
Molecular function (GO): 4 iron, 4 sulfur cluster binding; quinone binding; NADH dehydrogenase (ubiquinone) activity
Source: RefSeq, a predicted model, not a curated record